Orbicella faveolata is the source of this 1832-nucleotide messenger RNA. Its product is annotated as ras-related protein Rab-20-like. The record is from RefSeq and is a predicted model, not a curated record. Gene Ontology annotation, molecular function: GTPase activity; GTP binding. NCBI's taxonomy places the organism in Eukaryota, Metazoa, Cnidaria, Anthozoa, Scleractinia, Merulinidae.
UUUUCUGGGUCACGCGAUGAGAUGGUGUUACUCUUUUGACGUCACCAAUUUUCAAUUAGUCACGCAACGGGCUAACGACUGGGAGACCUGGUAAUGAGCACAUUUUCCUUCUUCCCUUACGGGAGGAAAUGUUCUUUUAGUAUCGCUUAUUCACUGUGGCAUUCUUGGUGUUUUGGUGCUAAUUAGUCGCUCAAUAUAUCCAACUGGAUGCAAAGAACGCCCUCAUCGCAGUGGGGUUGCAAAUGAGUUGUAAUGCAUUGUCAAUGAAAACCUUACCACCAAGAUGCAGUCAGUAACUAAGAAGAAAGCGGAUCUAAAAAUUGUUAUUCUUGGGGAUGCCAGUGUUGGAAAAACAUCAUUGAUUCAAAGAUACCUACAAGGAAUUUUCACUGACAACAAUAUUAGUGUGGGUAUUUUAAUUAUUUAUUACAGACUACAAAAUUCUAGGGUGUUGAUGACAAAACAUCACUACUUUGAGNCAAGAAAUAGCUUCAAGGAGAAGCCUUUCUUCGAAACCAGCGCAAAAACCGGCGAAAAUGUGGAGGAGGUGUUUGAUUUUAUUCUGAACACUUGCUUGCCGUUAGACGACGAAGAAACUGCGAAAAAUUCCUUGCGACGGAAAUCUGGGCUUAAUCUUGAACACAAAUCAUCGAAUUCACGAAAUGACACUAAAAAGUGCUGUUGAUUAUACGUUCGUCUGUUCACUUAUGUUUGUGUGGUGUUUAAUGUACUCUUCCAAGUGGUGCCCAAGCAACAGGGGGAUCAGAGUUUGUUCGAGUUCAUCAACAAAGAUUUGCCUAAAGAAGCGCUUUAAAAGAGGCGCGUUUUCAUUUGCACGCGCAAUGUCAGCCUUUCUAUGCCUUAAGAUGAGGCACAAGAAAAAACGCUUAGAAGACUGAGGAGCAAAAUGAUCUGGGUACGGGAUUAUAUGGGGGAGGGGUUGGGAGGUUUACAAUUUUCCCGAGGGGGAGAUAGGAGGUUUUCUCUUUUCUCAGUACUGGAUGAAGUGUACACACUUCGUCCAGGGUCCCGUAUUCGCUAACAUUAUACAGAGAGGUUUUUUCAACUCCUCUUGUGCAGGCUUGUGAAUGCAUAGGCGUGUGACUUGCGACGGAACGCGCGUCCGCUCCCGAAUAGCAGUAUUCCGAGCGCGGGAGUCGCGCUUCUCGUGCUCCCUUGCAGUUAUCACACGAGAUAGAAAAAUAGAACUAUAACCUUAACGACGUCUUUUCUUUCGUGUGAUGAUGGUUGAGAAUGAAAAAUUCACCAUCAAGUUAGCGAAGAUUGGUGAUGUAAGCUAACCUGUAGACUACAUUGGGCCUGUUCACAAUAGCGACAUAACAGCAAGGUCGAGCAAAGGCAAGAAACUCCCGCGUCAUUUGUGGUCAGUGUGAACUACACAAGUUAUGUCUCUAGUGUGAACCAGGGUUUAGUGUUUCUUGUUAGGUCAUUUCAUCGAUGAAACACGUAUUUUGCUAUUUUAUAUAAUUUUUUUUGAGUUUUUUUUUUCUUUAUUUUUGGGACGCGGUAUAAUUUGUAAGACGAUCUUCAUUGAGUUGUUCAGUUCAACGUUGUGCGAUUUUCAAGUAUGUGCCUAUAUCUUUUAGUCCCGAUGUUAAAAACAUGCCGCUCAGUACAAAACCACGUAGGUGGAAACAAUAGUCCAUGUAAGUAAUAUUUAAUGACCGCUGAAAUCCAAAUAAUGGUUACGACAAUAUUAAUAAAUAAUAAGAAACAAAGCAACUGCCGUGAAUCGAAUUGUUUAGACGGCGAAAAGCAUCUUAAACACUCUUAAACGCAUUUACAUGGGUGACCACCAAAUGCCCGUGGGA